ACUGGAACGUGAUGAAGCGAAGGCAAGAGGGAAGCCAUUGCAAGGAGAAUGAAGUUACAGAGCCACAGCCACAGCGCAAUGGCAUGCAAUGACAGCAGGCUGUUUAGACUUGGAGGGCAAGAAAUAAGUAGGAACCCUCCUCUGCCUCUCACUCUCAGGAAAUCUCCUCGCCGUCUCUGCACUGUUCAAUGCUCCCACAGCAACCAUAGCCUUCCCUACCCUCCUUCUCUUUCCAUAAUCAAAUCCACAAGCAAAGUGUUCUCUGCAAUCUCCAACUCUCUCCCCAAUAUCAUGUCUUUUCUCACCUCUGAUUCCACCAAGAUGGAAGGGAGUGACUUUACAGAGGAAGUUACUGAAGCAACUGAAAUCUAUAUCAACGCCAUUGGAAAAAAGAAGAUUUUUGUGGCCGGUGCCACUGGAAGUACCGGCAAAAGAAUUGUUGAGCGGCUACUGGCUAAAGGUUUUCGAGUUAAAGCUGGAGUUCGAGACUUGGACAAAGCCAAAACUAUCCUUCCCCAAGACAACCCAGCUCUUCAAAUUGUGAAAGCUGAUGUGACAGAGGGUUCUGCCAAGCUAGCAGAUGCAAUAAGUGACGAUUCAGAAGCAGUAAUUUGUGCCACGGGAUGUCGCUCUGGAUGGGAUUUGUAUGCUCCAUGGAAGGUUGAUAAUUUGGGCACCGUCAACCUUGUAGAUGCUUGCCGGAAACUUGGUGUGAAAAGGUUUAUCCUUGUGAGUUCCCUUUUAGUCAAUGGAGCAGCAAUGGGGCAGAUACUCAACCCAGCUUACAUCUUUCUUAAUGUUUUUGGACUGACCUUAAUUGCAAAGCUUCGGGCAGAGGAUUAUAUUAGGGAGUCUGGUAUGAACUAUACGAUUAUAAGGCCUGGUGGGUUGAGAAAUGAGCCUCCAACAGGAAAUCUUGUGAUGGAGCCAGAGGACACUCUCUACGAAGGCACAAUCUCCAGGGAUCAGGUUGCAGAAGUAGCUAUUGCAGCAUUAGUUCGUCCCCAAGCAUCUUACAAGGUUGUAGAGAUAGUUGCACGUGCCGAUGCCCCCAAGCGUUCAUAUGGGGAUCUUUUUAGUUCUAUCACGCAACGGUGACCUCUGAGUUUGAUUCCAAAACAUUAUGUUGGCACAGUAGUGUCCCAUUUUUCAGAAGCCUUUCUGAUGAUGGCAGAUAUCCCAGCAACAUCUCCAAGAGCAAUGGUCACUUUUGAAAGAAGCGAAAUUCACACGCACAAUGAUGUAGAUGGUGAAAGCCAUGGCCAUUCUGCAACCCUGCAUAUCUGAUUACUAGUUCUUUAUGAACUUGUACUUUAGAAGUGGGUUUUGCUUUUGUUUGACAAAAAUGAGAAUGCAGAGAGUGAGUUUUAUAGGGAGGGUCUGUGGAGUUGGCUACUGAGAAGAAUCUGCCAAGCUGCUACAUUAUGUUGUUUUAUUUAACCACAAACAAAAUCAUUUGAGGCUGGUGUGGCCUUUCACAUAGUUUCAUAGGAUCAUCUGCUUGUAUUUUGGCUUUAUCAGCUGCUACAUUAUGCUGCCUCCAUAAAAAACGAGGUUCCUUU
This is a messenger RNA of Prunus persica (peach), 1562 nucleotides long. RefSeq lists its product as uncharacterized. Bases 49 to 1098 code for a protein of 349 amino acids. Lineage: Eukaryota; Viridiplantae; Streptophyta; Magnoliopsida; Rosales; Rosaceae. The transcript has 5 exons. The record is from RefSeq and is a predicted model, not a curated record.